Molecule: messenger RNA, 2555 nt
Organism: Lates calcarifer (barramundi perch)
Lineage: Eukaryota; Metazoa; Chordata; Actinopteri; Centropomidae
Gene: stmn4l
Product: stathmin-like 4, like
Exons: 7
Coding region: 159-668 (169 amino acids)
Biological process (GO): regulation of microtubule polymerization or depolymerization; neuron projection development; microtubule depolymerization
Cellular component (GO): neuron projection; cytoplasm
Molecular function (GO): tubulin binding
Source: RefSeq, a predicted model, not a curated record
UGCUGGGUGAUGUCAUGCAGCAGGCUGCUGUUUGGUGCUGAUGCUGCUGAGCUGCAGAUCUUCAGUCUGAACAGAGAGAACAGAGACCAAGCAUCACUGCAGGGAACAGACUCUACCUCACCACAGUGUCUUUGAAAGAAAACAGCAGCAGCAGCAGGAUGACUCUAGCAGCAUACAGAGAGAAAAUGAGAGAGCUCCCCCUGGUGUCUCUCUUCUGCUCCUGCAUCCUCCCUCAACCCAGAGACGACACAAUUGACAAGAAGGAAGCGGGUGUGGUUGACUUGAACCUGUGCAACAUCCGGGACAUGGAGGUAAUUGAGCUGAGCAAGAGGGCGAGUGGUCAGGCCUUUGAGGUCAUCCUGAAGCCACCCACCUUUGAUGGUGGCCCCGAGCUCAGGGCCACCACACCGCCCCGCCAGAAACCUUCAUUGGAGGAGAUCCAGAAGAAACUGGACGCUGCUCAGGAGAGGAGGAAGUGUCAGGAGGCGGAGCUGCUGAAACACCUGGCUGAGAGAAGGGAGCAUGAGCGAGAAGUGGCUCAGAAAGCUCUGACCAAAGAACGUCAGGGACAUCGCGCCGACGCCGACAAGGAGCAGAGGCAGAUGCACCUGAACGCCUCACGGGAGCGGCUGCAGGAGGAGGACAAGCACAGUGUGGAGGUGUCUUGAUGGCCUGAUCACAACACAAGCUGAACUUUAUUUGGAAGCCAUUUUGGAGGGCUGAUGAGCUGAGGGUUGAUGAGUCGGGAACCCGGUACUGCUCUGACUGGGAGACUGACAGGAAGAGACUCUGAAAAGAGUGAGAAAGGAAGAAGAAAAAGUAGAGGACCGAGGGCGUGUCCGACCGCUCGACCUCCUCUGAACAACCAGGACUUUUAACAAGAUGAACUGUUCAUAACGAGAAAAACUUGUGAAACUGAUGGACACUGCAGAUUCAGUCAUCAUUAGAUGGUUCACAGGGGUUUUACUGUGCUUUGUUGCCAUGCCAACAGUGCCAAUGUGUUCAUGCGUGUGUGAUUGUGUAGGAUUCAACAUCUUCAUGAAUCUUAAAAGUUAUACCCAAAACAAACCAACCUGACAUAGCCCUGACAGAAACUGGACUCAAACCUGGAUAACCCAAAGGAACUUUGACCUGAAUGGAGCAGAGUCCACAGAGGACUGGAGAUCCUCGAUCUGUCGAGAGAGUCGGAUUCGAGGAGUCUCUGGAUAUACAGCUAAUCUGAGUUAAACAGUUCUAUCUGCUGGACAGUUUAAGUCAUUACAUCUACUGUAAAACAGCACAAGAAGAAGAAUGGUUUGAUCAGUGGUGUGGCUAUUUAGGGACAUCUAAUGGCAUCUGUAGGAAACUACAACAGAAUCAGCAAGGGUGCCUAUUUCUCUUUCUUAAGAUCAAGGUUAAUAAAGGCUAGAAAAAGGUCAACAAGACUUGGUUGAGACCAAAGUCUGUAAUAGGUGAUUAGUGGCUGAGACUAGUCAAACCACCAACUAGACUGAGAUGAGUCAGAGUCAAAACACCUAUGAGACCAAGACAAAUCUAAACACAAGACAGCGCAAAUACCAGUUUAACUGUCAAUGAAUCCCUGUAAAAAAUGCCAGGGACAGGAACAAGUCUGGGUCAAAAAACCUAAAGAGACGAAUCAAAGUCAGGCACCCACAAGGCCAAGACACCCACUAGAAAGGAAUGGAUGUUGGGUUGAAAACGCCCAGCAAACUGAGACAUCAGAGUCAGAGAGCCCACAAAUGCCACUUAAAACAAAAACAAUACUGAAACAAGUUCAAAUGAAAAUGCUGACAAGCCCCCAGACGAUUCUGAGUCAAAACAUCCAUGACAUCGAGUUGAAUCUGGUUCACCUGCUCACCCAUGAGGAGUCAGAGUACAGGUGAUACCGAAAUGCAUUCAAAUUAAAACUCUCUUGUGGCCAAGACAAACCUGAGUUAAAAUGUCCAUGAGACUGAGAUAAAUCUGGUUCAAAACACCUACAAAACAGAGUUGGAGCCAAAACUCAAGUAAUUAAAAACAAAAAACCUAGAUUAGACUUUAUUUCAACAGCUCCAAGUUUUUAUUUUUCAGAUUCUAGAUUUGGAUUUGACUCAUAUUUCUUCAUAUUAAAACAAUGUACUAAAAUUAGCAUGCUAACCUUUAUGCUACCAUUUGAAGCCGAUAUGUGUAUGGAUGAGAAGAUGAGGCACAGCGCUGGAUGUUUGUAAGAUCUUAGUGAAUGUGACAUUUGCUCUAAUGCAUCAACAUCAAAGAGGUACUUAGCUCAUGUGACUAAUGUUAGCCACAUCACAUAUUACCUACCUGUCCAAUAAUCAUUACACCAACCCCCUUCUGUUGAUAUGAGUGAAUCUUAUUGAUGAACAACUGAUAAUCGAUUGUGUACAGUGUUUACAGCUGCAGUGGUGUGUUUCUGUGUGUAUGUGUCUGUUUCCCUGGCAACGUCAAUGUAAAGGAGUCAGGGUGUGAUAAUGAUGAUGACAAUGAUGAAGAUGAUGACAACAAUGUACAGAAAUGACAUUAUAUUUUAAAUUCAAAAAUAAAACAAUUACACUUGA